CCUUAACAGAGCUGACGACAAGCAUUUCUUUUUUUUUCUAGUUGCUCUGCGUGCAAGAUGACCAAGGGUACCUCGAGCUUUGGUAAGCGCCGGAAUAAGACGCACACAUUGUGCAGGCGAUGCGGUCGAUCGUCAUACCACAUCCAGAAGUCAAAGUGUGCCCAAUGCGGGUACCCCAGCAAGAAAAUGCGUUCAUACAACUGGUCUAUUAAGGCCAAAAGGAGGAAGACCACUGGUACUGGUCGCAUGCGUCAUCUGAAGAUCGUUCGCCGCAAGUUCAGGAACGCAUUCAGGGAAGGUGUGCCCAAGCCGAAAGCUGUUGCGACUAAAUAAUUAAGUUAUUUUCACGCUGGUGUAAUUUAUAUAUCUUAAUUUCUCAAUAAAAAUCAACGAAAUUCAAAAAAAAAUCAAGCCAAAAAAA
This is a messenger RNA of Copidosoma floridanum, 421 nucleotides long. RefSeq names its product ribosomal protein L37-1 (gene RpL37-1). Gene Ontology annotation, biological process: translation. Gene Ontology annotation, cellular component: ribosome; cytosolic large ribosomal subunit. Lineage: Eukaryota; Metazoa; Arthropoda; Insecta; Hymenoptera; Encyrtidae. Gene Ontology annotation, molecular function: RNA binding; structural constituent of ribosome. The record is from RefSeq and is a predicted model, not a curated record.